CGGCACGAAGCGAGCGAAAGGGCCACACAGCUAGAGGGAGGCGCACACACAAACACACUCACUCUCACUUUCGCUUGUUGCGGCUGGCCUUUGGUGCGGUGCGUUCGUGUGUGUGUGUGUGUGGACGUGUGACGGCGCGGAUCGGGCGUAACCUUCAGCGUGUGGUGUGGCAACGGAGCAGCGCUGUGAAAGUACUCAUUUGUUGUGCGUAGCUCCCAGGGAACCCCUGCCCGGCCGUGCUCCGCUCCAUUCUGCCUUGCAUCCUGCAAUACCUGUAGUUCCGUGACGCGCCCGUGACGUGCUCGUGGCGCCUUCACUGCCUGGCUCUACGUGCCCUAGACGUGCACCGCUGCUCGGUACCACUGUUCACCGCGACGCGUCCCUCCACCGCACGACUCUGUGUGCUCCGCCAGGAAUACUUCUGCCUCCACCACGGCACGACAUGGAUGUGCUGUUGUACCCGCGUGUAUGAUGUGUUACUGUGUGAUGACCUAGUGCUAACUGCUAACACUAGUCUCGCUGUGUUGUGUGUCGGUGUGAAGGAUACCCGCCCUGUGGUGCUACCGAGUGUACUGAUACUCCGAUGUGAGUGACCUGUCCCCGUGUGAACCAACCUGUGUGUGCUAACUUGCUGGAUACCUGUGUCCCUGUCACCCCUCCUCAACACGUCAACAGGAAGUGACUGACAACCAUCGUGACACUCACCGCCAGCCUUGAGAUUAACUUAGUGACGCCGUCGAGAGAGCGCGGCCCCGCCAUUCAGAGGAGCGUCCUAACCAUGCCCUUCAUCGACGACGACCUCCUGUGGUGCCCUGACAACGACGGCAAGAUGGUCGACCUCUCCUGCCUGGACCCUGGGGGAGGAAAUGGAGCAGGCAACAGUGCCGCUCCUGGAGGGAACAACAAUGAGCAGAUGACACCGAUGGGCAUGGGCGUCAUCGGGGGCAUGGCCUCCAACCCGUCCUCCGCCCCAGAAUGUGGCGACCUGGCUGAGCUGUCCCAGGCCGAUCUGAAGGGUCUGGUUGGAGAAAUUACUGAAGAGGAUGAGAUUUUCACUAGCAUAUCCGUGUCAAACUUCGAACUUGAUAAUAUAUUUGCUGAGGUUGAUGAUUCCUUCCUGUCGGGUAACCCAGUGAGGAGCCGCGAUGGCCGGUGUGGCCGAGACGACUUCAUCCCCGCCACACCCACCGACUCAGCCAAGACCCCAUCAGACCUGCACAUGAUCCACAUCAAGCAGGAGCUGGAGACCAUGGGCAGUAGUGAUGAGGAGCCCAUGUCCACCAGCACCAUGGACACCGUGUCCAGCACCAGCACCCUCACGCCCCUGCUGCGCUCCCCCCAACAUGGCCUGUCCAACCACAACCACCUCAUGUCCCACCUCAGCAGCAACCCCACCGCCUCGCCCCUCAGCCACCACAUGCAGCACACCAAUGGCGGUCAGACCUUUGAAAGCUUGCUCAAUGACGAGACCAAUGGCACCAACACAUCUCUCCUCCAGAAUGCCUUGCAAAACAAUGCCCAGAACGGCUUGAUAGAUGUCCGUCACAUCAAGAGAGAAAACUCUGUCGCAGCAGCAAAUCCUCUGCUUGCUGAAGUGACACCAGUCCCUCAUUGGACCUUUUGGGAGGACUUUGGUUUGUUAUCCUCCUCGUAUGACCGACCCAUGGCCAGCCCGGCGUCCACUCCGUCGUCCACCCCCUCCCUGCCAUCUCUCAUGGGCCACGUCAAGAUCAAGAAGGAGACGCUGGACCACCCCCAUGACACGUGCAAAGGUGAGUACCCACACCCUGUGCUUCAGAGGCCAAUAGGAAGGAAGGUCUGGUGCUUCCCUUUUGGUCUUGCCUUCAUUUUUCCCAUAUACUGUAACUUGAAUUUUACGCCCAAAAUGUCUGGAAUAUCGAACGCAGUAGUGAGCCACGUGUGGGUCAGCGUGUGAGGAAGUCUUGCAUUCCAUGAAUUCAGCGUCUGCCCUUGACAACAGCUGCCUGAGACGCGUGGCGCGACACAUACCACUUGUAUAUGAGGAAAAAUAUGUAUAUUAUAAAUGAUUAAUACAUAAGUGAAUAAGAAAAUAACUAGAUGAA
Molecule: messenger RNA, 2084 nt
Organism: Scylla paramamosain (green mud crab)
Lineage: Eukaryota; Metazoa; Arthropoda; Malacostraca; Decapoda; Portunidae
Exons: 8
Coding region: 779-1936 (385 amino acids)
Source: RefSeq, a predicted model, not a curated record